This is a messenger RNA of Trametes versicolor FP-101664 SS1, 1164 nucleotides long. RefSeq lists its product as uncharacterized. Bases 1 to 1164 code for a protein of 387 amino acids. NCBI's taxonomy places the organism in Eukaryota, Fungi, Basidiomycota, Agaricomycetes, Polyporales, Polyporaceae. The record is from RefSeq and is a predicted model, not a curated record. The transcript has a single exon.
AUGCGCCAACCUUUCGCGUACAAUGCUGAGCUGCACGCCGGUGUAUGCGGAGCAGUCCUUUGCCCUCAACUCCCACUCCCACUUGCCUCUGCGCGCCACGACCUCGCCUCGCACAUGGACAAUUCCCCGCACAACCACCGGAGGGAUCGCUACGAGUGGUGGGAGGACUACUACCACGUCUUCGAGGUGAGCCCGCCGCGCUCAGAAGACCAAGCGCCCUCUCCAGAACGCCUCGAUCCUGCCCAGGAAGAACACGUCGUGCAAGAAAUGUUGAUAGACCUUGCGACUCAGGACUAUCUGCCCCCUAGGGACGGCCCGGAGGAGCAGGAGGAGAAGGAGGAGGACGAAGACUUGGAGCACAUCGGGAGCGGUGUUUCAUUCGAGGAGGGGGAGCUUGCGGAGCACCAUCUCGAGAACGACAACUCCACCAGGUGCGCCGGCACAUAUGAAGCUGCGGGCUGCGAUCGUGCGGGGACCCCCAACGACGCUGUACACCUGCCGGGCGAUCCCGCACACGAAGGCAUGGACCCAGGCUCGCCCCUCACCGCUCUCCCGCACUCGUCCUCCUCCAGUGACGCGGGUGAGAAGUCGACCGGGCCCGCACGCAUAAAGCAAGCCGGGCCGAGCCAGGUUGAUGGGGGUUACAGCGACGCUGUAAACCACCCGGGCGAACCCGCAGACGAGGGCAUGGACCCAGGCUCGCCCCUCACGCCUCUCCCCCACUCGUCCUCCAGCCCCGAGGUGGUCGAGUCGCUUGCUCCCGUGCGUGGCGGCACCAGUGGCGCCCAAGGCGUGCUGACGGAGCGCCCAGUAGGUGCGACCUCGGCCAACGGACCCUCGGCGCCCUCCGCCCCAGCAGCGACCCGUCGCAGCAAACGGCUGGCGGCGACGACCACGGUGGUGCACGCCCCCACCUCGUCGUCUCGGCGUGGCACUCGACGAGGCGAUCACCGGGGGUCUAGCGCGACCAACAUAGGGAGCGCCCGUGCUCAACCUGCUGCGAGCACGACGGGCCGCGCUCGCAGGCGCACGGACACCCCACCGGGAGAAACGGAACUGGAGUCCUCUGGCGAAGGAUCAAGCCGGCACGCUGCAAAGCGCCGCAUCACAGUGGUCAUGUCGCCGUCUGACAUCGACGGCCCCGCCGCGAAGCGGCGCAAGUGA